AACAUUGCAGAAUCCGUAUCAGUUUAAAACUUCAGUUUAUCGAAAUUAGUUGGAGUAAUCACAUUUGAUAUGGGUCGCUCCGUUCUGCAAACCCGACCCGAACAUCAGGUUCUAGAUGGAUACGGAGAACCAAUCUCUAGAUCAUUAGAAUACAGGAAGGUGAUGAAACCUUUGCUAGAAAGAAAGAGAAGAGCACGGAUUAACAAAUGUUUAGAUGAGUUGAAGGAACUGAUGAUGAGUGCUCUGGUGGAGGAGAAUGGAGAGAACUCCAGUAAACUGGAGAAAGCUGAUAUAUUGGAGGUUACUGUAAACUAUUUGAAUAAACUCAAGAAUUCAGAUUCUCUAGUUCUUACUCCGAGUGUUACGUAUUCUCAUAGGUUUAGGAGCGGAUUCUCCGCCUGUGCUUCCGAGGUUGCAAGGUUUCUGUCUACUCCGGGUCUGGGUGUGGAUAGAAAAGCAGUAGAUCAUGUCCUGUCUCAGAUGUCAAACUCAGUGAAUAUUGUUGACAACUUACCACCCAACGUUAUCUCCGUAGUUGGAGAGCAGAGUCGACUACUGAACCUGGAGAGAGUGAAACAUCAUCAAUCCUUCACUCUUCAAACCAAACCUUCCAAAGAUAUGGAAAACCGUCCCCUGGAUCUUUCAAGAUCUCAAGCUUCAGAUUCAUCUUGGAGACCAUGGUAAAACCCUUAGACCUGGAGAACAUCAGUAGACUUGGAGAACCUGGAGAACAUCAGUAGACCUGGAGAACAUAGAGAACCUGAUAAACGUGGAUUCCUGGAAACCUGGAGAACCUGAUAAACCUGAUCAAAGCUCUCUGUUGAUCCUGGAAAACCUGAUCGAAGCUCUCUUUUGAUCCUCGAAAACCUGAUAAAUCUGGAAAGCUGGAAACCUGGAGAACCUGAUAAACCUGAUAAAAAUGGAGAACUAAUGGAGCAGGAGAACCAGAUAAACCUUGAAACCUGGAGAACCUGAUUAACCUGAACCUCUCUGUUGAAUCUGGAGCUAAUCCUCAAUCCCAGCUCAUUUGUAGGAUUAUAUUGUAAGCUCAAGUAUACACACUAUGUACUGUGGACAUAAAACCUGAUAAAUGUCUACACCAUAAAACUUCUCUUUACUGUGAUAAAUCUUAAUCUUAAUAAAUAAUAAAUACAUAC
Molecule: messenger RNA, 1157 nt
Organism: Eurytemora carolleeae
Lineage: Eukaryota; Metazoa; Arthropoda; Copepoda; Calanoida; Temoridae
Product: enhancer of split mbeta protein
Exons: 1
Coding region: 70-684 (204 amino acids)
Biological process (GO): regulation of transcription by RNA polymerase II; regulation of neurogenesis; anterior/posterior pattern specification
Cellular component (GO): nucleus
Molecular function (GO): DNA-binding transcription factor activity, RNA polymerase II-specific; protein dimerization activity; RNA polymerase II cis-regulatory region sequence-specific DNA binding
Source: RefSeq, a predicted model, not a curated record